Molecule: messenger RNA, 4744 nt
Organism: Cheilinus undulatus (humphead wrasse)
Lineage: Eukaryota; Metazoa; Chordata; Actinopteri; Labriformes; Labridae
Product: zinc finger protein 703-like
Exons: 2
Coding region: 364-2124 (586 amino acids)
Biological process (GO): negative regulation of DNA-templated transcription
Cellular component (GO): nucleus
Source: RefSeq, a predicted model, not a curated record
CUGAACACACGCACUGGGACGUUUCCUCCUCUUAUACUGGGAAUCUACAGAGAACAAACUGGUCUUUACUACCUUUGAAAGAAGAAGACACUGCUUUCAUUUUCCUCUGCUUCUCACUUUUGGACAUUUUUUGGUUUAUUGUUUCCAAAGUGGAAUAAAAACCGUUUUGGAGAGAAAGAUGCUUCAAACGGACUGAGAGGCUUCCCCGUCCUCUCCGGGACAUUUAAGGACGUCCAGGUGUGUUUUUUCUGUCUUUCUGAGUGGAGAUGGUUCACGCCUGCAUGGAUUAUAUCUGAACAUCACCUGCUAAACACUUCGGACUAAGAUUGACGCACGGCUCCGGAGCGCAGCGCCCUCUCUCCAAUGAAAUAUCUCCCCGCUGUGGAUCGACAGAGCACGCGCAUCGAGCUGAGUGAGACCCCUGACGGUACGAAGUCUCGUCCUGGUGCUGUGGUCCAGUUGUUGACCCCUCUGGACCCUCUUCGGCAGGCAAAGCGGCUUCCUAUCCGAGUUCUCAAGAUGUUGACUGCGCACACUGGACACUUGCUGCACCCGGAAUAUUUACAGCCUUUGACGUCCGCACCAGUCAGCAUCGAGCUGGAUGCCAAGAAGAGUCCCCUGGCCCUGCUGGCUCAGACCUGCUCCCAGAUCGGUAAACCAGACCCUCCGUCCUCCUCUAAGCUCGGCUCCUCCUGCAGCCAGACAGACAAGGAGCCCGGCAGUCGCUCGUCCAGCCUGAAGCACAGCGAGCACCGCCUCUCUCUGGAUGAUAAAUGCAGCUUCAAGCCGUACAACAAAGGCAGCGGAGAGUGUCGCAGGGAUGGAGUCACCACCAGCAGCAGCUCUAACAGCAGCAGCAGUGAUAAAGUCGGGUUUAGGGUGCCAAGCAAUAAUUCUAGCACUAAUGGGAAUCCAACUCCGGGCCAGCAGUCCUACCCGCCACAUGCUGCCUCACCCAGCUCCAGAGCAGGCAGCAGCACCCCUCCUGGACAGUCUCAGCCUCACAAACAGAGCCAGUCUCCAGGUGGACAGCAGACGCCACACUCCCAAACGACAAACGGAGACUCUGCACAUGAGCAAGGCAGUCCAACCAGCACGGGCAGCAAUAACAACGCCCUAAAGAAAGAUGUGGAUACCAGCAAGAGGAACUCAGACAGUCCACAUGAAGCAAACUCCAGCCACGCUCGAGCCAGCACCAACUGCAGCAACAGCAGCUCUGACGGAGGCUCUAACCACGAGGGAGGGAAAGCAGAUUCUUCCCAGCCUAGCCUCGGUCCUGGUCGAAUCACACCCAUUUCUCCCUAUAAGACAACGCAGCCUCUUUUCCCUCUGCCGUCCUCAAAUUUGGGCUAUCAUGGAUCUGUAGUUGGAGCAUACGCAGGCUACCCGUCUCAGUUUGUACCCGGGCUGGAUCCAACAAAGCCCAGCCUCAGCGUCGGAAGCCUGGGAGUCCCUGGAAAGCACCCGAGCUCCAGCCCCCUCACGGGCGCCUCCCCUCCAUCCUUCAUGCAGGGUUUGUGCAGGGACCCCUACUGUCUAAGCUACCCCAGUGUGUCCCACCUGGGCGGAAGCAACUGCAACUCCUGCAUCCACGACCCGUCUUCAACCCUCAAAUCAAACUUCCCCUUGGUGUACCCCUCCCACCCUCUUCACUCCCUCCACCAAAGCUCCAGCGUCUCCUCCUCGCUCUCCCACCCACUCUACACAUACGGCUUCAUGCUCCCAAACGACCCCCUUCCUCACGCCUGUAACUGGGUCUCGGCCGCGGGGCCGUGUGACAAACGUUUUGCCACGUCAGAUGAGCUCCUGGCUCACCUCCGCACGCACACGGCCCUGCCUGUGGGCAUGGACAGUAAGCUGCUCUCUGUCUCCUCCUCUGGACCCGCCUCCUGCCACCUCCACCUCCCUCAUCAGAGCAGCCCCGGCUCCAUGCCCAGCUCCCUCUCCCUCAGGGCUCCCCCGAGCCUGGGAUUAGCACGCUAUCACCCCUACAGUAAAGUCCACCUGCCCCCUGGACCCUCCUCUAUCUCCCUACACUCUCUCCCCACCACAGGCCCAUAUUACCCUCAUUACGCCCUCUACAGUCAAAGACUUGGAUCUGCAUCUGCCUUGGGAUACCAAUGAUUUACCAUCUACUUAUGAUUUUAAUGGACUGGUUUGACAUUUUUGGAAAUAAGCAUGUUUUCUGUUUCUUGGAGAGAUAGACGAGUUGAUUGAUACCUCACACUUAUAUUUUUAUCUCAAAAAUAUAAUUCAAGCCAGCAGCUAGUUAGCGUAGCUUAGCAUAAAUACUAGAAACAGCUAUCCUGAAUCCAGAAAGCUAAAGUAAUCUGAAAAUCUGCACUUUUAGUUGUCUUAAAUUGACAUGGCUGAACCUUUUUUUAUACUGUGAAUAAUAAUCGUAAAAGCAUAAUUUACAGUUUUAAAUUGGCAAACAAGACUGUGCUACUAGCCAAAGUAAACAAAUCUAACAUAACCCAAGAAAAAAACAAAAAUAGCUGUUUUUAGGACUAACUGUAAAAAUGUAAGACAUAGAUAAAGCCAAAGUAGGUUCAUAAACUCAAUAUUUAGGCUUAAGUUUUUUUAAGGCCAAUAACAUCUAUAUUUAAGCUAUGUUAAUUUUAUUUAUUUUUUUGUUUUUUUUUUAGCAUUAGCAUUAAUUAAAGUGUCUAAAUGGAGCUAUAAUUUUCAAAUAAGCUUUAAAAUGUAUUCAAUAGUAUUUGAAGUGAGUGAUUGAGCCUAUAAAGUUUGAAGACAAGUAUUUUUUGAGUUAUGCUAACUCUGACGUCGCCCCCUGCUGGCCUGGAGGUCAAAGUAUAUGCUUUACCUUUAAAUUAAGCAGCUAAAACGACCUCUCAUGCAUAGUUUGGUGUAUUUAAAAAGUGUUGGAGCUUUAAAACAUAUCUUACAGGGUUUUUUGGCAGAUUUUUGCACUGUUAAGAUUUAAUUUGUGGAUUUUGUAUGGCUUGAUUGAGGAAAAAGGUGCAAAUGGCAUGCUGUGCUCCAAUGUCGGCACUUUUAAACAAAGCUAGGCUAGCUGUUUGUUGAAGAGUAUGUGCUAAGCUAAGCUAACUGUGGUAUCAUUCUGCAUUUGACUUACCCGUCCAGAAAGCCUUCUUUUCAAACAUGUCAAACCUUUCCUUUUAAGUUUGGACUUAAUUUUGGCAAAUUGCUGCUUCCACUUGACAUAAGACUGGAUUCUAGUGGAAACAAAGAUCAAAGUGCAAGUCCUGGAUUUUGACUUGAGUGCAUCUUCACCCUUUCUUUCUUACAUAUGAGAUUUUUCUAAUCAGGCUCCACUCCUAAAGAUCAGAGGACUCGCCAUGUGGCUCUUGCAUGUCUGCACAUUGUUGGGAUACUUCUGCUACAGACGUGACUGCCCAUUGGAGACUUGUGCCGCCCUGUGGGCUCGACAAAUUGACGGUUGGACGCCGUGUAACAGCACUUGGAUGUUCAGGGUUCUCGCUGCAAAUGAUGAUGAUUUAGUGCAGAAAAAUGCAGUGUGGCGGCAGCAGUGAGAAGCUGCAGCCGUGGACCGAUGUAAGCCCGGCCACAAGAGAUGCAUGUAAGCUUGACACACCUGUUUAUUCAGCCCCAUGGUUUGUGAUGAUUUGUUUCAGCUCCUUAUGUUUUUGUUUAUUCCUACUGAGAAGUUGUAUUUAUUUUUCAUGGGGAUUCUGGCUUUCUUUCAUGUUUACCACAUAAAUCUUCGCUCAUUUUUAAACCCUCGGAGGAGUCAAGCUGGAUGACAGAUGCUGAACAUGUUGUCUUAACACUUCUUUGAGAAUGAAUGUUGAAAUCACAUCUCUAUCUAUGAACUCUUCUGCUUUUUGAGUUUUUAUUUCUGCAGCAAAUUAAUGAAAAAGGAGAUGUGGUAUUUUAUAUGUAAAAAUGGAACACCUCAUGGUGGUGUCCCGUGAAAGGGGAGGGCAUAUUUUGCUAAAUAAAUCACAUUGAGGAUGUAUUUUCUGUUGUCAUCAUUUCAGUGGGUCAUAUGAUAUAAAAGCUGUGUGCUGUAUUUCUUCUAUGAACACGUGGCAAGCUUACAAUGGAGGAAAACCUGUUGCGGGAUUUCAGUGGCUCUAAAAUGCCUGCACACCCCUGUUAAAAUACUACAUUUGUGGUUUCGAAGCCAAAAAGAGGCCAAGACGUACCAUGUCAGACCCCCAGUAAAGCCUAGUUGGGGAAGCAUCAUGCUUCCGGGCUGCUAUUCUUCAGUAAGUCAGUCAGGUGUGGCACAAAACCUUCAGGUAUCUGCAAGAAAGCUGAAGAUGAAGAGGAACUGAAGCUUGUAUUGCAAGACAGACUCAUAGCAUGCAUCCAAAUCUACUAAAGAGUGACUUCACCAGAGCGAAAUAACAUUUUUGUGCCCGCCCAGCCAGGGCCCAGACCUGAAUCCUGCAGGAAAGUCACUGAGUUGAGGGUUAUAUAGGAAAAGUUCCUCAUUAUCUGGCUAAUUUUAAUCACUUUUGAGAGGAAGAGUGACAGAUUUUUGCCACACUGAGCUAGGUAAUCUGCUAGACUCCUGAGCAAAAACUCUGCAUGUUUUAAUAAAAUCAAAAAGUGGAAAACGUUCUGAAACGGCAUAUCUCAGUCUGACGUUUUUACACUAAGAAUGUGGCAUUUUAACAAGGCUGUGUGACCCUUUAGAGCCACCGUAUGCACAGGAAUAACAUUUAUAAAAAGAGAUUUAAACUGUGAAAGAAAGUUGUAAUUUUCAUCCGUGGUUAAAUGUUUUAUUUUG